Molecule: messenger RNA, 4684 nt
Organism: Tarenaya hassleriana
Lineage: Eukaryota; Viridiplantae; Streptophyta; Magnoliopsida; Brassicales; Cleomaceae
Product: ABC transporter G family member 40-like
Exons: 23
Coding region: 173-4441 (1422 amino acids)
Cellular component (GO): membrane
Molecular function (GO): ABC-type transporter activity; ATP hydrolysis activity; ATP binding
Source: RefSeq, a predicted model, not a curated record
GUUUAUUUAUAUCCGUGCGAGAACGUCCACAUUUCUUUCAUUUCUCAUCGAAAUUUCCCUUUUUUUUUCAUCUGACACGAACCCACCAGAAACAGAAAAAAAAAACAUCUCUGGGCUUCAGUUUUCCAGGAAAAUCUUUGCUGGGUUCCAGUUUUCCUGGAAAAUUUUAGCGAUGGAGGGUACUAGUCUUCAGAAAGCAAGUAGCAGCAUGAGGAGAAACUCUUCAAGGUGGAGGAGAGAUACAGGGAUGGAGGCUUUCUCAAGAUCGGUUCGGGAAGAAAACGACGAGGAAGCUCUAAGAUGGGCUGCUCUCGAGAGGCUUCCGACGGUCGACAGACUCAGGAAAGGAAUUUUAACGGCCUCCCACGGCGGCGGAGUCAGCGAGGUCGAUAUUCACAACCUUGGGUUCCAAGAAAAGAAGAAACUGCUCGAGAGGCUCAUGAAAGCCGGCGACGAAGACCACCAGAAGCUCCUCCAGAAACUCAGGGAUCGCAUCGAUAGCGUCGGAAUCGAAGUUCCGACAAUAGAAGUUCGAUUCGAGCAUCUGACAGUAGAAGCAGAGGCUCAUGUCGGAGGCAGAGCUUUACCCACGUUCGUUAAUUUCAUCUCCAACAUCGCCGAGGGGUUUCUGAAUAAUCUGCAUAUCCUUCCGAGUCGAAAGAAAAAGUUAACCAUACUAAAAGACGUCAGCGGAAUCAUCAAACCUAGCAGGAUGACUCUGCUCUUGGGUCCUCCAAGUUCUGGGAAGACGACUCUUUUGCUUGCCUUGGCGGGAAAGCUUGGUUCUGAACUGAAGCAAACUGGGAACGUGACGUACAACGGGCACGGAAUGAACGAGUUUGUGCCACAGAGGACGGCAGCAUAUAUAAGCCAACACGACACUCACAUCGGCGAAAUGACCGUCCGUGAGACCUUUGCUUUCGCUGCUCGCUGCCAAGGAGUCGGCUCUCGCUAUGAUAUGUUGGCCGAACUGUCGAGAAGAGAGAAACAGGCUAAUGUAAAGCCGGACCCCGACAUCGAUGUCUUUAUGAAGGCCAUAUCAAUGGAGGGUCAGGAAGCAAGUGUCAUUACAGACUAUAUGCUCAAGGUAUUAGGACUAGAGGUAUGUGCUGACACACUGGUCGGAGACGAAAUGUUAAGAGGGAUUUCGGGAGGGCAGAAGAAGCGUGUCACGACAGGCGAGAUGUUGGUUGGACCCGCGGGAGCGUUGUUCAUGGACGAAAUAUCGACGGGUCUAGACAGUUCUACGACGUAUCAGAUCGUGAAUUCCAUCAGAAACUACAUCCAUAUCUUCAACGGAACAGCUGUUAUCUCGUUGCUUCAGCCUGCACCCGAGACCUAUGAUCUCUUCGACGAUAUCAUUCUCAUCUCAGAUGGUCACAUAGUUUACGAAGGCCCUCGGGACCAUGUCUUGGAGUUCUUUCAGUCCGUCGGUUUCAAGUGUCCUCAGAGAAAGGGUGUCGCCGAUUUUCUCCAAGAAGUGACCUCGAGGAAAGACCAGAUGCAGUACUGGGCACGGCCUGAAGAGGCGUAUAGGUUUAUAACAGUGGAGGAGUUUGCAGAAGCGUUUCAGUCUUUCCAUGUCGGGCAGAGUCUCGGGGAUGAAUUAGGGUUACCGUUCGACAAGACGAAGAGCCACCCAGCCGCUCUUACCACCGAGAAAUAUGGAGUAGGGCCGAAAGAACUUCUCAAAGCCAACUUCUCGAGAGAGUACUUGCUCAUGAAACGGAACUCUUUCGUCUACUACUUCAAAUUCGGACAACUUUUCGUAAUGUCGUUUCUCACGUUGACACUCUUCUUCCGAACCGAGAUGCAUAAGAGGAAUAUACUGGAUGGGACUGUUUACCAAGGAGCUCUGUUCUUCAUCCUUACGAUGUUGAUGUUCAAUGGCAUGUCUGAACUUUCAAUGACCAUCGCGAAACUUCCGGUGUUCUACAAGCAACGAGACCUUCUGUUCUACCCCGCAUGGGUCUACUCUCUUCCUCCAUGGCUGCUCAAGGUACCUAUCAGCUUCAUCGAAGCAGCCAUUACGGUUUCCACCACUUAUUACGUCGUGGGCUUUGAUCCUAACGUCGGAAGGGUUUUCAAGCAGUACCUUCUGCUUGUGCUCGUAAACCAGAUGGCUUCCGGGUUGUUCAAGUUCAUUGCUGGAGUGGGGAGGAACAUGAUCGUCGCCAACACGUUCGGCUCGUUUGCCUUGCUAGUGUUCUUCGCGUUGGGCGGCAUGGUACUGUCACGAGAUGAUAUCAAGAAAUGGUGGAUAUGGGGGUACUGGAUAUCUCCCAUGAUGUAUGGACAGAACGCGAUCGUGGCCAACGAGUUUCUCGGCCACAGCUGGAGUCGACUUGCUCCGAAUUCCGCCGAGUCAUUGGGAGUUACGAUCUUGAAAUCUCGUGGAUUCUUCGCCCAUGCUUACUGGUACUGGAUUGGAGUUGCGGCCACAGUCGGCUUCACUUUGCUGUUCAACUUCUGCUUCGCUUUGUCCAUCACCUUUCUAAACGCAAUUGGGAAGCCUCAAGCUAUCUUACCAGAAGAACACGCGAGUGGUGGGAACGAUCCCGGAAAUGAAACGGAGCUUCGGGUUGGAGCUGAAGGAAACGGAAACAGGAAAAGAGGGAUGGUGCUCCCAUUCGAGCCACAUUCCCUCACCUUUGAUAAUGUUACUUACUCAGUCGAUAUGCCGCAGGAAAUGAAAGAGCGAGGUGUCGGAGAAGACAGGCUUGUUCUGUUAAAGGGUGUGAGCGGAGCGUUCAGACCGGGAGUGCUAACGGCUCUCAUGGGCGUAUCCGGUGCCGGGAAAACCACUCUGAUGGAUGUAUUAGCCGGAAGAAAGACCGGUGGUUACAUCGACGGCAACAUCACGAUCUCGGGUUACCCUAAGAAGCAAGAAACCUUUGCCCGGAUCUCCGGAUACUGUGAACAAACCGAUAUCCAUUCCCCUCAUGUCACGGUCUAUGAAUCCCUGCUUUACUCAGCCUGGCUUCGAUUGCCGAAAGAGGUCGACUCAGAAAAACGGAAGAUGUUCAUAGAAGAAGUGAUGGAGCUCGUGGAACUGACACCGUUAAGGCAAGCGCUGGUGGGGUUACCUGGGGUGAACGGUCUGUCCACUGAGCAGCGGAAGAGACUGACCAUAGCCGUAGAGCUGGUAGCUAACCCUUCCAUCAUAUUCAUGGAUGAACCCACUUCAGGACUCGAUGCAAGAGCUGCAGCUAUCGUAAUGAGGACCGUAAGAAACACGGUUGACACAGGCAGAACCGUUGUCUGCACCAUUCACCAGCCCAGCAUCGACAUAUUUGAAGCUUUCGACGAGUUGUUCUUGCUGAAGCGCGGAGGUGAAGAGAUCUAUGUUGGACCUCUCGGCCACCAUUCAACUCAUCUGAUAAACUACUUCGAGGGUAUUCAAGGAAUUAGCAAGAUCAAAGAUGGGUACAACCCUGCGACAUGGAUGCUUGAAGUUUCAAACAUUGCACAGGAAAUAGCUCUGGGGAUGAACUUCACCGAAAUAUACAAGAACUCAGAACUUUACAGAAGAAACAAGGAGAUUAUCAAGGAGCUGAGCCAACCAGCUCCUGCAUCAAAAGAUCUGUAUUUCCCAACGCAAUACGCACAAUCGUUCAUGACGCAAUGCAUGGCUUCGCUGUGGAAGCAACACUGGUCCUACUGGAGAAACCCGCCGUAUACCUCCGUCAGAUUUCUCUUCACGGUUGGCAUCGCUGUCAUGUUCGGCACCAUGUUCUGGGACCUCGGAGGCAAAACGACAAAGCGUCAAGAUCUGUUCAACGCAAUGGGCUCCAUGUACACAGCUGUUCUCUUCCUCGGCCUCCAGAACGCCGCCUCCGUACAGCCUGUCGUCGCCGUCGAGAGAACUGUGUUUUACCGAGAAAAAGCUGCCGGAAUGUACUCCGCCAUGCCCUAUGCCUUCGCUCAGGUCUUGAUCGAGAUACCGUACGUGCUAGUGCAAACGGUGGCGUACGGACUGAUAGUUUACUCGAUGAUGGGAUUCGAGUGGACGGCGGCAAAAUUCUUCUGGUACCUAUUCUUCAUGUGCACAUCGCUCUUGACCUUCACCUUCUACGGAAUGAUGGCGGUAGCCAUGACGCCGAAUCACCACAUCGCCGCCGUUGUCUCCUCCGCCUUCUACGCCCUUUGGAACCUCUUCUCCGGCUUCAUCGUCCCACGACCUAGUAUACCUGUGUGGUGGAGAUGGUACUACUGGAUGUGUCCGGUUUCAUGGACACUGUACGGACUAAUCACAUCCCAAUUCGGAGAUGUCGAUGAUAUGAUGGCAGAAGGGGCGACGGUGAAACAAUUCGUGAGAGGCUAUUACGGAUUCAGACACGACUUCUUGGGAGUAGUCGCCGUCGUGAAUCUCGCCUUCCCGUUAUUAUUCGCAGUAAUAUUUGCGGUGGGCAUUAAAACUUUCAAUUUCCAAUCACGGUAGAGAAAAACAUGUUGUCAUCGUCAACCUGCCAGAUCGAGGUGGAGAAGCUGCAUCAGAAUCGCCAUUGGUGAGCAGUAAAGGGUUCUUAGCUUCAAGAACAAGAAAAAAGAAGCUGAAGGGGUAGUUUUGUCAUAAAUUAAAAGAUAAAUAUCAUUAGGGUUUGAAUGGAAUGUCUUCGGACAUUGUAGAAUAUAAAAGCUUUUUGAUAUUCGAAGAUCAAUGCAUGGAAACUUUCGUAUGGUU